UCCAGACGCCAAUUUGCAUUCCUAUUCACUCAACUUAGAGAACUCCAGGAUCAUUGUGCAAGAAUGAACUUGAUUCAAGUGGAACCGUUCUUUGUCGCUUGAGCUGACCCAUGAUCAACUAGCUCAGUUUCAACGCAACAUUAGUGGUCAACAACCACAAGCUGACCUUGCACUGAUUAGCCGAUACCCCCCCAAAAAUGACCCAAGGAAACCCAACAGGUGAGUCAUUCCAAUUUUCAAGAUCCACCCGUCAACAUCCAUGAAUAAGAAGGACAUUCUCGAUUUAGCUCAACAGCAUGGUCAUUCAAGGUAAUCCUAAUGAGCCCGUGGACCGGAACGCGGCCCCAACACCAUCCAACCAUCACGGCUAUGAGCAUCAAUUUUUAGUCCCAAGUGUACCUUACACGUACCAUCCGCAGUACCAUUUGCCAUAUCCGUCCUCUCCCUCGAAUCAGUACUCGCUUCAUCCCAAUAUGACGGGUGGGUCGGGUCAAUCACCACAAGAGGUCACCCACCACACACCUCGACAUCAUCAGCCUCAAAGAAGUCCCACGCACGCUCCAUUGACCGAGGACGAGCUACAGCAAUUGCAGACUGAUUUAAGAGCUCAAGGUGUCUCUGAAACUUUCACUCGUUUGGUCGACCAACCCGCCACCAGUCAGAGUAGUAAUCUAUGGACCGCCUAUCAUACGCCCAGCGAACAGAUUGCCUUGCAAAUCGGUCGGUCCGACACCUUAGAACGCCAUCCAGGUUUCGCCAACCCCAAUGACAUCAGUGGGCACAAUCAUAUGAUGCUCUCCUCCGAUGAAAGCCUGACCAAUCACGUUAAAGAGGCUUUGGGCCUUGAACCCGCCAACCCGAAUCAGACUGAUCAAGCCAUCCAUGGAGAUCUUCUCUCAUCCGCCAUAGAGUCUAAUGAAUUAAAGACCAAAGAGGACCGGUCCGAUGAUGGCUCCAAUGUGCAAUUAAUCCGGGUGAACACGGACAACACGUGUACAGUUAUCACUAAUUUCGAUACCACUUGGGGUGAACCCAUGGUGGGUACUCCGGAAUCAUCGCCUAAAAUGCGGAAAGUGGGCGAAACUUUGUCACCCACUUCGGCCCACCCUUCUACGGAACAAUGGGAGGGCGAUUAUGGUUUUAAAAUCAGUUUCAUUAAACUGACGAACAACGGGAAGAACAAAACUUGGGAUUUCUCUGAGCGAUUAAACAAGCUGUUCAUCAUCAUGGCCAAAAGUGUGAAUAUCGCAUUCAGUCUCAAUCAAACUGAUACGGAAGGGUUCUACGUGCGAGCUCUCCCAAUCUUUGCUUUAGCCGGUUGCUUAUCGGAUCCGGUGAAACGUUGUCCUAAUCAUGCCUCGCCCUCGGAUUCUUCCAAUCAAGGCUUUCCGCCGGAACAUCGCGAGCAUUUAGUUCGGGUCAGUCAUGAUGGCGUGGUCUACGAGGAAGAUCCCGUCUCCAAACGCCUAUCCGUGAUUGUUCCAUUGGAGAAGCCCCAAGGUGGGACCACUUACACCUCCUAUCUUUACAAAUUCAUGUGCUUGAGUUCAGAUGUGGGUGGGAUCAAUCGGAAACCCAUCAAGUUGAUCUUCACCUUGGAACAAGGCAUUGGGAACGUAGUGGGUCGGGUGAUCAUCGAUUUGAAGCUCUGCACUUGUCCUAAGCGAGAUCGGCAACAGGACGAAACACGUGCGGUGGAUGAAACUCAAAAGUUGAUGGAUGCGGCCGAUGGAUUGGCUCGAUCCAAUAGUGUCUUCACCAAGCCCAGUGGGAAAAAACGCAAGAUUGAAACGGAAGAAUUCGUUAUGGUUCCGGUUGCCAAGCAAGAUUUCGAGAAGAUCAAUGAAUUUGCCGAGGCUGCUGUGAUUAUGCGGAACAUGGCACAAGCCAAUAAAAUCAAAGAGGAGAGGCAAAAACUCUUGGAUAUGCACAACAAAAAACUCAUCAAUCGUUCGAAAUAAAGAAUGACCCGUCAGUAUUAUCUAAGGUGAUAAUAAUAAUAAUAAUCAAAGUAACGCAAAAACUUGUGUACUUCUUGCAAAUUAGAACCUAGGCCAUGUACUACAUGAUAAUAAACAGUUAUUGGCAAUUCGUAUUAUGUA
This is a messenger RNA of Tigriopus californicus, 2102 nucleotides long. Its product is annotated as cellular tumor antigen p53-like. Gene Ontology annotation, cellular component: nucleus. Lineage: Eukaryota; Metazoa; Arthropoda; Copepoda; Harpacticoida; Harpacticidae. The record is from RefSeq and is a predicted model, not a curated record. Gene Ontology annotation, biological process: regulation of transcription by RNA polymerase II; apoptotic process. The coding region runs from base 297 to 1961 and encodes 554 amino acids. The transcript is spliced from 7 exons. Gene Ontology annotation, molecular function: RNA polymerase II cis-regulatory region sequence-specific DNA binding; DNA-binding transcription factor activity, RNA polymerase II-specific.